AUGAUAAACUUAGAAUCUCUUAAUCUAUCUCAGAAUAAUCUUGUUGGAGAAAUCCCUGAUACCAUUUCAGUUUUGUCGUUCUUAAGCUUCUUGAAUUUGUCAAACAAUAACCUUGUUGGACAAAUACCAAUUGGCACUCAGCUUCAGAGUUUUGAUGUUUCAUGCUAUGUUGGGAAUCCUGGACUGUGUGGAGCUCCUCUAGCAGUAUGUUAUUAUGAGCCAAACCCACAUGGAGGACACAAUGAUCCAUCCUUCAUUUUGAAACCGUAA
Vicia faba (fava bean) is the source of this 270-nucleotide messenger RNA. Lineage: Eukaryota; Viridiplantae; Streptophyta; Magnoliopsida; Fabales; Fabaceae. The record is from the annotation of a GenBank genome assembly.